AUGGAUGAUAACUCAUCGAGUUGUACUCGUGCUCACCAGAGCUCCAGAAAUGCAAGUUCUAUUUACUCCGCCCCUUGCCCUAGAACCAAGCGCCGAACAACCUCUCACUCUCUCAAGCCCUCAACAAAACGCGAGCAUGCCCCUGAUACUGUCGAAUCUUCGAUAAAAUGCCGCAAAAGUUCAUCGCGCGCUGGGAGCAGUGAGAUUCUCCUGGGGCACAUAGCUUCCCACAAAGGUACACCAUCUCCAUCCUCUCCGGCUACGGCUGUCCCAGUGGAGAGCGUCUUGUGUGAUAAAGCACCCGAGCCCGACUCUUUACCGAUUCAUAAUCCACCUGAAACCUCCCGGCCAUUGGAAGAAAUGGCUCAAGCCAUAGUCCCUUCCCAUGAAAAUGAAUUGGAUGACUUUGGCUCAGAGCCGCUACCCAAAGCUCCCAUAUAUGACCAUGGUCUCCAACGUGGCCUCCGCGAUGUCAGGAAGCAACUUGCUCGGCUUUUAAAUACAAUGAGUCUUGAGGUUGUGAGUGAUCAAAGUUCGAACCUCAAGGAACUGAAAGAUGAGACAGAGAAAUUGGCCAAUUUCCAGUACCCGAACUCUCGGACUGUUGGGUUUAUUGGGACUUCUGGUGAAGGAAAGAGUUCCCUCAUCAACUCUUUACUGGACCAACCAAAUAUAGCUCGGGCAAGUGCAAGUGGUACUGCAUGCACCUCUGUGGUCAUAGAGUUUUGUUAUGUGAGUAACAGCCACCCUCAGCCAUACACCCUGGAAGCUUUCUUCAUGAACUCGGAGGAAAUAAGAGAGCUUCUUGAAGAGCUAUUGCGAAGCUUCCGGUUGUACCGCUGUGAAUCCUCUUUCAAUGAUAUUGGAUCAAUCGACGAGAAAGAAAGCCUGAUGGAUGCGGCCGAUCGCGCCGAGGGGACCUUGAAAUCUUUGUUCGAGAGUCAGCCUGAUUGGGGCUUGGAUUUUCUUCGAGAUGAGAGUGAGGGAGCAGAGAAAGCCAUUCUGGUAAAGUUGGAAGGGUGGGCUCUUGCCGAGGUAUCUCGCAGACCAGGCAGUCACGAUUCUCUGGUUUAUACCGUCGUCUCAGAUAAUCUCAAGGGAUGCAUAGAACAGCUUGAUUAUUUGGCAGCCGAUUCGCACACAGGUGGUGGGCCUGUUUUUUGGCCAUUUACCAAACUCUUGAGGGUCUAUCUCAAAUCACCUAUCUUGCGCACUGGACUGGUGAUAGCAGAUUUACCAGGCUUUCGAGACCUCAACUAUGCAAGAGUUCGGGCGACGAACAAAUAUUUGUCGCACAGUUGUGACGAGAUUUUCAUCGUUUCGAGCAUUGCUCGAUGCUGCUCUGACCGAUCCAUCCCUGAUAUUAAGGGUAGAUGUGCAGACAAACCAUAUCACAUCGUCUGCACCAGAUCUGAUGCCAUUUAUCCCGAGGAAGAGGCUCGGGGGGAGGGCACAUAUGCUGAAGAAAUUGGUUUGAUGAACGACGAACUCGACGAACUCAAUGACCAGUUGAGCGAAGUUCGUCUUUCAAGUCGCAUGAACAUGGAGGAAGCCAUGAGGGGCUUUGAACUGAUGAAUCAGAUUGAGGACCUUGACUUUGAGCGGAAAAGAAUCAUGAUCACCACACGAAAUGAUCGAGUCAAACGGAAUCUAAGCCAGAGCUAUCCUGAAACGGGAGUUUUAUGUGUCAGCAAUUCGCUCUACAAAACUUACUGCGGCGGCGAACAACGUCUAGCCGAUGCGUACAUUGAUUUGAGUGGGAUCCGUGAGCUUCGGGAAUAUUGUCGAUUGAUCCCCGCGGCAAUCCAGCUAAGCAUGACAACGGCAUACCUCAAUCAUCAGAUUCCAGCCCAUCUAGGAUCUGUUCGCCAGUGGGCUUUGGCUGGUGCUGAUUCCGUCAGCACCAAUGAAGCUCCCGCUCUUCGUGCAGUUCUUUCAAAAGUUGCGGCCAGUCUUCGAAAGGGCUAUGUUGAUCCUGUGCAACGCAACCUGAAUACGUUAUUUGAUGGUGAUAUCCUGCAAAAGAUUAACGCCCUGACAUCAGCAAUAGGGCUGUCGCAGGACACCUGGACAUCGCAGUGUGCCAAGUUAUGUGAAGAUUGGUACAAGUGGCAUCACUCUACCAUUGGUACAUUUGUUCGACACAAUGGAGAUUGGAAAACCCGAGCUGUGGGUUACCGCUGCUGGAAUAAGGAGCUGAUCGCCAAACCUGGGGCAGAAUUGAUCCCGCACUGGCAAAAUAUUCAUCAGUGGCUGAAAUCCCAAAGCGAGAUCCUCAACAAGUCGAUCUGCAACAGCAUUCAGCAAGUCUGCACUUUGCUUCGACAAAAUUUGCACCAUGCUCCCCAAUCAUUGGGAAAUCUUCUCUCCGUCAUGGAAUCCAGGCAACAGAAUAUCAGCUACGUGGUUCAAUGUCAUAUCCUGGAAAUCAGCAGAAGCACAAAUGCCACAAUGCGAGACAUGUCGGAUGGCUAUGCCAGUUCUUUCAUGGCAGAUCUUAUGCGUCCUGCCUAUCUGGAAUGCACCAAGACCACAGGAACGGGCUGCACUCUUAAGCGCAAAGACAUUAUAUCCAACCAUGUGCAAACCUCGCAACUCUUCGUCCAGUAUCAUGACCGUGCAAAAACAGACUAUGCUAAAGUCUUGAAGGGACAUUUUGAUUCCCUUCAGAAAGGUAUUGCUGCCGAAUUGGAGAAGAUCGAACGAGAUUUGAACUCAGUGAUAGGUGGAGAAGAGGGAAUCCUGGAAGCUCACCAAAAACCAUCGCUGAAUGAACAGGUCAUUUUGGAAAUCGAAUGUGUGCAGGCAGUUCUUGAUAGGGCGCAAUUUGAUUUAGUGGAGGCGACGAGUCGUUUUUGA
Molecule: messenger RNA, 2859 nt
Organism: Penicillium pulvis
Lineage: Eukaryota; Fungi; Ascomycota; Eurotiomycetes; Eurotiales; Aspergillaceae
Exons: 13
Coding region: 1-2859 (952 amino acids)
Source: RefSeq, a predicted model, not a curated record